GCAGGGCCUGCGGGGAGAGCUGCUGCUCGCCACAUCCUCCCCUGCCUCCCCACCCUGUGCACGCGGCAGGGCAGCAGCCGCGCUCUGACAGACCCAUGGGGCUCUGCCGAGUGACCCAUGGGCUCCGGGGCCGACUGUUUGCUCCUCCCUGAGUGUGACUGACAGCCACACGGCUGCCUGCCUGCCUGCCUGCCUGUCUCUCUUUGCGUCUGCCCGGCUGGCCACCUGCCUGUCUGCUCGACUUCCCUUCCCCUGUCUGUCCGUCUGCCUGUCUGACCAGCCCUGGUCUGCUGUGGGUCUCUCCCUGGUGCAGUCGAUCUCUGUCCUCUGUCUGUGUGUGACCUCCCUGGGAUGUGACCGACCACUGCCUGUGACCCCGGCUGGCUCUCUCUGUGUGGCCUGCCUGCCUAGGGCACGGGGCCAUCCGUCCCGGUGACAGGUCGUAGGCUUGUCUGGCUGGUGACUCAGGACAGGCUGUGGAUCCCCACCCCCUACACCUGCCUGCUCCCUCUGACUCCCGUCCCACGCCCCCACCCCUGGAAGGCCACUGGAUUCCCCCCCAGCACACAGAAUGGAUUCCUGAGGGAGAAGCUGGGACAGCAGGAUCCCGAGAGCCAGCAUGCUGUGUGGCUGGGCGGCCCCUCUGUUCCUGCUGAUGCUCCAGGGUGCCUGGGGUUGCCUAGACCUCGUCUGCUACACCGAUUACUUCAAGACAGUCGCCUGCACCCUAGAGACAUGGACCCUCCACCCCGGCACGCUCACCCUUACCUGGCAAGACCUAUACGGAGAACUAGUGGACGAGGUCACCUCCUGCAGCCUCCGCCGGUCCACCCACAAUGCCACACACACAGAGUACACGUGCCACAUGGAUGUGUUCCACUUCAUGGCCGACGACAUUUUCAGUGUCAACAUGACAGAUCAGUCCGGCAAUCGCUCCCAGGAGUGUGGCAGCUUUGUCCUGGCUAAGAGCAGUGAGCCCGUCCCCCCUUUCAAUGUGACCGUGACCUUCUCGGAACAUUAUAACGUCUCCUGGGACUCCAAUCACGAUUCCUAUCCGCUGAAGGGCAAGCUACAACACGAGCUGCGGUACAGGAGGCAGGGAGACCCCUGGGUGCUGAGUCCCGGGAGAAAGCUGGUCUCCGUGGACGCGAGGAGCGUCUCUCUCCUUCCCUUGGAGUUCCGCUUUGACUCGGACUACGAGGUCCAGGUGCGCUCGGGGCCGCAGCCCGGCUCUUCCUUCCAGGGGACGUGGAGCGAGUGGAGUGACCCAGUCACCUUUCACACCCUGCCGGAAGAGCUGAAGGGAGACGGCCACAUCUACCUGCUGUAUAUCUUCCUGGUCAUUGUAGUCAUAGUCUUCUUGGGCCUGAAGAUCGACCUGCCUUGGAGGCUGUGUAAAGAGUGGGUACACGUGCCCAGCCCAGAGCAGUUCUUCCAGCCCCUCUACGUGAGCCACAGCGGAGACUUCAGGAAAUGGGUGGGCACGCCCUUCACUGCCUCCAGCUUGGAGCUGGUGCCCUGGAGCCCAGAGGCACUUUCGUCCCUGGAGACGCACACCGGCUGCCCGCCGCAGGGUGCCAGCAAGGGGCCGGAGGCCACGGAGCUGCCGGAGCCCACGGACCUGGUGGAGGCCGACGGGGUGCCCGAGCUGGGCUUCUGGGGCCCAGCCCACUCCGUCGUCAGCAGCCUCGGUGGCUCAGCUUACAGCCAGGAGAGGGACCGGCCAUACGGCCUCGUGUCCAUUGACACAGUGACCGUGGCGGGCACCGAGGGGCCCUGUGCCUGGUCCUGCACCUGCGGAGAUGAUGGCUACCCAGCCCUGAACUUGGACGCCAGUCUGGAGCCUGGCUCGAGCACUGGGGACCCGCUCUUGGACACAGAGACCACAGUCCUGUCCUGUGGCUGCGUCUCGACUGGUGGCCUUGGCGGGCCGGACAGCCCUCUGGGCAGCCUCCUCGACAGGCUGAAGCUGCCCCUCAAAGAUGAGGCGGGUUGGACCCCGGGGCCGCCCUGGAGCGGCGGGCCACCCCGAGGGGUGCCUGGAAGCGAGGCAGGCUCGCCCCCGGCCGGCCUAGACAUGGACACUUUUGACAGCGGCUUCGCGGGCUCUGACUGCGGGAGCCCUGUGGAGUGUGACUUCGCCAGCCCUGGGGACGCAGGGCCCCCCAGGAGCUACCUCCGCCAGUGGGUGGUCAUGACCCCUCCACCUGAGGGAUCUGGGCCGCAGGCCAGCUAGCGAGGCCGACUGGCCGUCUGGAGCUGGCCGAGCCACUCUGCCCUGAGCCAGAGCUGCGGGCCCCUGGGCCGGAGGGUGAAGCGGCCUGCAACCUCCGGUCCCCCCGACGGGGCCCCCGGGCCCGAUGUUUACGGCGACCCAGGUGCACACUGCUGUGUCCGUGUGUGAUCAGCACAGCUGCCAGAGGGCACGGAGCGUGCCGCGGUGAAGCCACGUGCCCGAGGCCACACACGUCUGUGCCCACAAGAGGUCCCCGUGUGUACGGAUGUGAGAAGCACAUGUGUCCAUGACGGUGUGCACGGGAUGCCAGCCUCGCUCCUCACCAGACACGUGGGGUGGCCCCAGGUCGUGUGCCGAGGGGCUGGUCCAGGGUCACUCACGGCCCUGCCGGGACGAGGCCACUGCCUGCGGCGUCCGAAUUCCAGCCCUCCGGAUCCGGCCUCCAGGAGCCGCAGGACGUCCAUACUGUUCCUUUUCACCUCUCGGGGCGGGGAAGAGGAUGGAGGGGGCCCACCGUGAUCCUGGGUGUGGGGAGGUUUGGGGGGAGCCUGGUGGGUCAAGAUCUGCUUCCUAACUGUGAUGCCUCUGGGCUGUGCCGCCUUGAGCCAGCCGCUUCCCCUCUCUGGGCUGGAGUUUCCCGUUUGGACUAGGGUGUGGGGGUGCGUGACCCAUCUUGGGGAGAAAUGGGUGAGGUCACCCAGGGUACAGGGUGCGACAGAGCAGACCCUCAAUAAACUCAGUUUCCUUCCUUCU
Molecule: messenger RNA, 2989 nt
Organism: Leopardus geoffroyi (Geoffroy's cat)
Lineage: Eukaryota; Metazoa; Chordata; Mammalia; Carnivora; Felidae
Gene: IL21R
Product: interleukin 21 receptor
Exons: 10
Coding region: 620-2236 (538 amino acids)
Biological process (GO): immunoglobulin mediated immune response; cytokine-mediated signaling pathway
Cellular component (GO): external side of plasma membrane; membrane
Molecular function (GO): cytokine receptor activity; protein binding
Source: RefSeq, a predicted model, not a curated record